AUGUGGGAACCAGUGGCUAUCCCCUUUCAGAAUUCCCAGGCUGUGCCUACUCUGCCUACAGUCGAUGAAAUCCGCGCCUGCACCAAUGUACUCACAGAACCCUUGGGCCUGAAGGUGGUGGCGGUGAACGACGAAGUUGUGGUGAAAUAUGGCUAUCGUGCACACGACUAUGAAGGCCAGGCCUUGGUUUAUCUUGAACGGCACGUUCCCGAAGUUCCGGCCUCGCGACUCUACGCCAUGUACUACGAUGCCGGAGAAUUUUUCUUAGUGAUGCAACGCAUUCCUGGCGUGCAGAUGGACUUGAUUUGGCCUCAUUAA
This is a messenger RNA of Penicillium verhagenii, 318 nucleotides long. RefSeq lists its product as uncharacterized. The transcript has a single exon. The coding region runs from base 1 to 318 and encodes 105 amino acids. The record is from RefSeq and is a predicted model, not a curated record. Lineage: Eukaryota; Fungi; Ascomycota; Eurotiomycetes; Eurotiales; Aspergillaceae.